AGGGUUUGCUCGUCUCCAGUCCUGACCAUUCUCUCUCGAGGAGGAGGAACGGGAGGAACGCGCAACCAGUGCAGCGUGUGUGCGCCCAGAGUUAUGAGACCCACAGUCUUCAGAUCGGAUGCUGAAGCCUUCACACCAAUGAGAAGCUACUAAAUUUACCCACUAGUGACAGAGAGGACGGAAAUCAGUUAUUUAAAGGCAGUGACCUAAACGCUCGCGAGCAGAAGCUGCCAACGAGGACACGCUGUCAAGUGUCUCAAGACUUAUAGCAACUACAGGACUGGCUAUUUGAGAAUACCCAUUUUCCGUUCUGAGGAUGAGGAAUUUUGAUGAACACCAUCGCAUGGAAGAGGAGACGACAGUUCGCUGGUCUGAGUGACAGAAUGCGCUCCGGCUGACGCGCUUUCUCCAGACUCCAAACUAACAAAAUCCAGAGGAUAUUUUUGAACAGACUGAUUUGUUUGAGAAUGUAUUGGUGUUUUCUCUUGGUGACUUUAACGGGAUUGUCCGUGGUUCCCGCUUUAACGGAAAGUUCCUGCGGUUCGACAAUCACGAUCAACAGUGCCGGAUAUGUGACCUCGCCCGGUUACCCAUCUGGAUACCCGGUGAACCAGCAGUGUACCUGGCUGAUCCAGGCGCCGAAGCCUCAACAGAGGAUCCUCAUCAACUUCAACCCACACUUUGAUCUGGAGAGCCGGGAGUGCAAGUAUGAUUUUGUUCAGGUGUUUGAUGGUGCCUAUGAGAAAGAUGUCUCUCUCGGGAGGUUCUGCGGCAAAAUUGCCCCAUCUCCGAUCGUCUCUAGUGGAAACUCCCUACUCAUCAAAUUUACUUCUGACUAUGAAAGCGCAGGAGCCGGAUUCAGCAUCCGCUAUGAAAUACACCGUACAGGAACUGAAUGUUCUAGAAACUUCACUGCACCACAUGGGAUGAUUCAAACUCCUGGUUUCCCUGAUAAGUACCCAAAUAACUUGGAGUGCACCUUCAUCAUCUUCGCACCCAAGAUGGCGGAGAUCCUUCUAGAUUUUCAGAGCUUCGAUAUGGAACCAGAUACAAGUCCACCUGUUGGGGCCGUUUGCAGAUUUGACUAUUUGGAGAUAUGGGAUGGAUAUCCAACAGUUGGGCCUCAUAUUGGUCGGUACUGUGGUUCCAGACAUCCAGGCAGUGUAAUCUCAUACACUGGCAUUCUCUCUCUCAGCAUCCACACAGACAAUGCCAUCACCAAGGAGGGCUUCUCAGCCAAUUACAGCAUCCGAAACAGCUCAGAGCGGCCCCAGCAGCACCAGGGUGUAGGUGAAUGUAUGUCUCCAUUAGGGAUGGCGAGUGGUGAUAUCACAGAUGAUAGAAUCACUGCAUCAUCCCAGUAUAAUCCCAGCUGGUCUCCACUGCGCUCCAGACUGCAUUACAUUGAAAAUGGCUGGACACCAUCAGAGGACUCCACCAGAGAGUGGAUUCAGGUGGACUUGGGUUUCCUGCGGUAUGUGACUGCCAUUGGAACACAGGGUGCCAUUUCGAUGGAAACUAAAAAAUCGUACUAUGUCAAAACAUACAGGAUCAGUGUGAGCUCGAAUGGAGAAGACUGGAUCACACUGAAAGAUAAAACCAAACAGAUGGUGUUCCAUGGAAAUCAAAAUCCCACAGAUGAAGUACGCAUCAGACUGCCCAAGCCCACCCUCACCCGUUACCUACGGAUACGACCUUUGACCUGGGAACAGGGCAUUUGCAUGCGUUUCGAGGUGUACGGCUGCAAAAUAUCAGAUGCGCCAUGCUCCAGUAUGCUGGGGAUGGUAUCAGGUCAGAUUUCUGACUCGCAAAUCUCAGUGUGGCCGUCGGCAGAGAGGGGCUGGCUCCCUGAACAGGCCCGGUUGCUGACCGGUCGGACGGGUUGGGUGGUUGCUCAUCCGCAGAGUCUGGGCAAGAACCACUCACUGGAAUUAGAUCUGGGAGCCCAGCGUAUGGUAACAGGCCUCAUCCUGCAGGGAGGAAAAUACAGAGACGUCAAUGUUUUUAUCAAACGCUUUAGAGUUACAUACAGCACAAAUGGAAUAGAAUGGACCUACAUACAGGAAGAGAAUAGCAACAAAUUGAAGGUGUUUUUGGGGAAUCAGAACCACGACACACCAGAAGUGCGUACAUUUGAUCCAGUGGUAACGCGUUUCCUUCGUGUCUAUCCUGAGCGUGGCUCCACUGAUGGCAUGGGGUUAAGGCUGGAGGUUCUGGGGUGUGAUUUGUAUGAGCCCACAACACCUCUCCCCUUUGCAACCACUAUGGAAAUCACAGCACCUGCCAUCACUAGUGUAUCAGGGAACAUUCCAACAACUACCAGCAUUUCAACAACAACAGAGGGUUGCGACGAUGACGAUAACUGUCAUAGUGACCCAACAGACACUGUAGUGGCAGAGCCAUAUCUGGAGAUGGAGUCAGUACCUGCAUACAUCUGGUUUGCUUGUGACUUUGGGUGGACUGAUAACCCCUCCUACUGUGGGUGGAGUCAAGAUAGUGGAGAAGGAGCUGAAUGGCACAUAAAGAAUAACAGCAAACAUGCUGAUCCCAAUUUACCUAAUCUGGACCACACAGGGAUGCCUCACAACUUCAUUUACACUGCUUCCAACACCAACACACAGAGGAAGACUGAAAUGAUGACGGAAGAAGAGUUGGCAAGGAAAGGAUGUGUAGCAAGACUGGCCAGUUUGCCUGUCACAGCCCCAGAUUCAGACCUGUGCAUGUCUUUCUGGUACCACUUCACUGAGAAACACACUGGAACACUUUAUAUCAAACAAAGGAUAGAGCGAGAAGGGGAAGAAGGGAUGAGAGAAGACACUGAGCAUCUAAUACGUUUUGUAAAUGGGCAGAUGAAAAGCAGAUGGAGGGAGGCGAGAGUUCUGAUUCCCAGUGCCGACAAAUCUUAUCAGGUGAUUAUCGAGGCUCAAGUGGAUCCUACAGAAUCUGGUUAUAUCUCACUGGAUGAUAUAAAAAUACUGGACGAAGUGGAUCCAGAUGAAUGCAUGGACCCAGAGGAUACAGACGUUGAUGAGGAUGAAGUUGAUGAGAACGUGACCUGUGAGGGGACUGAAGACACCUUGUGGAGUUUUGGACGCGGCUCCAUGCUGAAGAGCUUAGAUCCCAUCCUGAUCACCAUCAUCGUGAUGAGCGCAGUGGGGGUUCUGCUGGGCGCUGUGUGUGGGGUGCUAUUCUACUGUGCAUGCGCUCACAAUGCAAACAGAAACCUCUCUGCACUGGAGAACUACAACUUUGAGCUGGUGGAUGGAGUCAAACUAAAGAAAGAAAAACUCAGUGCACAUAAAUCUUACCUAGAGGCAUGAGGAAUGCUGAACAAUGUUGAAGGAACAUUUUUAGAAUGCUCUUCACAAAGUUAAGACUGAGUGGCAUUGUUCUCAGGAUGUGCAGGAAGAGGGACUUGCCUCUAGAUGGCGCUUUGUAUAGAUUGUACAGCCAGAUGAUUAUUGUCUACUUGUUUGUUUGUACAUUUGUUGCUAGUGUUGAGACCAAGACAAAAAUAUGUAUCCUCUAACACAGUUGAACAUUUUUUCUACAAGCCAUCUUGUAAAGCAGAGCUGUACACAACUGGGUUUUCAGUGUUAUUGUGCUCUAGUUUGUAUGUGUGUGUGCUUGGAAAUAUGUGUUUGUUCAGUUGGUAACUCACACUUCAUUCCAGUGGUGCCUUUCAAUGUGUUUUCAUUGCCUUUUCACACAUGGGUUGACCUCCUCUACACAGUCAGUCAUUUGCUUUUGAGCACAAACUGUUCUCUUACAGACAUGGGCUGCCCACUAACCCACUAUAAAUCAGAGGUCAAUGUCUAAAUGUGAAAAACAAUAAGUGUCCUCUAUUGUCAUAUUGUCUAUUGUGGCUCCAACACAGCCCACAAAAUAUUAAAUGCACAGUUAGAGGAAAUACAGCUUUUCUAAUAAAAAGUGACCCAACAAAUA
Xyrauchen texanus (razorback sucker) is the source of this 3945-nucleotide messenger RNA. RefSeq names its product neuropilin-1a-like. The coding region runs from base 468 to 3320 and encodes 950 amino acids. The transcript is spliced from 17 exons. NCBI's taxonomy places the organism in Eukaryota, Metazoa, Chordata, Actinopteri, Cypriniformes, Catostomidae. Gene Ontology annotation, cellular component: membrane. Gene Ontology annotation, biological process: axon guidance; angiogenesis; vascular endothelial growth factor signaling pathway. The record is from RefSeq and is a predicted model, not a curated record. Gene Ontology annotation, molecular function: semaphorin receptor activity; vascular endothelial growth factor receptor activity.